Messenger RNA from Mytilus californianus (California mussel), 9133 nucleotides. RefSeq names its product tyrosine-protein kinase-like otk. Gene Ontology annotation, biological process: T cell costimulation; cell surface receptor signaling pathway; cellular response to lipopolysaccharide. Gene Ontology annotation, cellular component: external side of plasma membrane. The transcript is spliced from 18 exons. The record is from RefSeq and is a predicted model, not a curated record. The coding region runs from base 5346 to 6746 and encodes 466 amino acids. NCBI's taxonomy places the organism in Eukaryota, Metazoa, Mollusca, Bivalvia, Mytilida, Mytilidae.
UGCCCAUCGAUAAAAUCGAUUUUGAAAUCAGGUUUUUUUCAAUCGAUUACUAAAUUUAUUUGAAAGAAGUAAAACUAUAAAAAAAUAUUUCAACAUUUAGGCUGAUAUGGCACUUUAAGCAAAACGCUUCAAUGAACAAGGAAUGAGGAAGUAACGAAGUUAUCUUUGUAAAAGGAUUGUCAUUGUUUUGACAGUGAUGCAGUUGGACAUCAACGAUUUUUUUAAGAGGCUUUAAAGAUGUAAUAGAAACAUAUAUUUAAGCAUACAUAAACACACCAGAUUUUUUGGAGCCAAAGCAAACUGAUGCCUUUGGAUUACACAAGAUUAAAAGAUUGUAAACCUGAAAAUGAGAACCAAAUAUGGUUUCCAGUUGAAGGAGACCUGACGAUUGAAGCGUCAAAUCACAAAAAUCAGUCAUGCUAUUUGUUUUAUAGAUCAUGCAGGAAACUUACUCAAAGCUCACGAUGUCUGAUUAUUAUUCUAGCAGUAUUAUGCCUUGUCCAUGAAACAGAAGAGUUAUCAGUAAAAUGGUAUCUUCAAAAUCCCGUUGACGUUGGGAAAACAGCUAUUCUUAACUGUACUAUAGACGAAAAGUCCAACGUAUGUCAAAAUAUCAAUUUUAUAUGGCGAUGGACAAAAUAUAGCAAUCAAAGUAUACUUAUUUUCAAUGGAAUUUCAUCCAACAAAAGUAAAUAUACAGAGGAACACAAUGAAAAUUGCACAGAGUCUUCUCUACAUAUACAUAAUUUUGACCAGAGUGAUUUAGCGAUGUAUACCUGUAGUUGCGGAUUUCACCAACAUAGCAAAGAGUUUAACCUAGAAGGUUUUUGUGAAGCGGGAAAUAAAGAAAAUAUAUCGGUACACGCUAUUUUUACAUGUUCGCAUUUCCAUUUGACACUGGAAAUAGAGAUGCGAAAAAUCUUUCCAGCACCUAUGUGUUAUUCCAUUAUAGAGAAUGGUAGACUUAAACACAAAAGAAUACGCACAAAUUUAUCAGAAGCUCUAUACACUACAGAAGACACACUUAAAUUUGUGUUUAAGGAUCACAGUUGUAGUGGAACUAUUCAUUCCUUUUGUAGAUUUAAAAACAAGGAGAAAGAAGUGUUCACUCGUACUUACGACUGUUGUCCUGAUCAUCAUAAUUCAGUAGUGAAGACGGUUGCUAUUGGUUUUGCGAUAGUCAUUACAUUCGUUGUAAUCAUAUGUUUUGUUUAUCUAUUCAGAAGAAAAAUCAAAGAUUGUACACGAGAUUGCUUUCAUAAACAAGAAGGAUUUAACUAUUCGCCUGUGGUACCUUUGCAAGUACAGGAUUAGUGGAUUGAAGACUUGUUCGACAGUUUUCAUUAUUAAUACUAUAUAUUCAUUAUGAUGAACGUUUCAUAUGUAAAGUAACGUUGACAACACGCACACAUGUCGAUUUAUACUGUUUGUCUCUUGUUUUAACAUGUUCAUUGCUGUUUUUUACCUGUACACGAUGUCUCCACACAGGAAUGAUGACAGAAAACUGCAUAAACUGUGCCGUUUGUUUUGUUUACAAUAGGCUGGGAGAAGCGGAAUAAUAUGGCGUAAAUGUUAUUUUAUAUCGUCAAACGUAUCAUGUGAACUCGUUUUUUUUACUUCUUGAUAAUAUGCAUUAUCUAACAUUUUGUGCAAGUUUCAAAGAAUUCUCAAAGACAUUAUUUUCUAUUGCAAAAUUUGGAUCUUAAUCUCCUUACUCCUUUAAUAAAUUUUCAAUUUGAUUUGAUUGACAAAUAUUUAAAUGUUAGUUUCAUCUUUACAAUUAGUUAUGAUGGGUUAAGUCCUCUUCAUAUGUUAUUAUUUAUAAAGAACAAUCUUUCUGAUAUACACAAUAUAUGUCAUCAACAAUAAACACAGUUAGACUGUUAGGAAAAAUUCUGGUAAAUUAUUCGGUAUAACAAAUCAUGGUAGACUAAGUCAAGUAAGAAGAUACUUUCCUUAAGUUAAAAUUAUUUACCAAAAAACGGGGUACAACGUGUCAAAGUUUUUUCGAGUCACAGAUUCGGCAACCGACGUCCACUACAGUUAAAUCCCUUUACAGAGAAUGAUGCAGAAGCUACUGGUUAUUGCCACACAUUGUGUAGUAAAAUAGAAGAAAUGAAAUUUAUAUGGCUUGAAAAUUAGAGAAAAAAUACUUCGAGGAACAAUCUUUUUUAAAAUAUUUUUAAAGAUAAUAAUAUUAGCACCGUGUCAAUUUUUUAAUACAAUAAUAUUAUAUUACAACGUGACUACAAGUUGAAUAGUAGGCACUUAACUUAGUUCAUUGUUUUGUGACAAUAACAAUUUUAUUCAUUUGUGGAUAAUUACCGGUUUUUAUUCGGAUAUGUUAUUUGUAUUCAACAUGAAAUUUCCAGCUUAUUUAAUUGUAACUCUGGGGAGAUUGUGUUAUCAAUAAUUGCUUCCCGGUACAUUUUUAUAUUCAAGUUUUAUUUCAUUAAUACUAAGCAGCCACUGUAAAGCGAAAGCGAACUAAUAUGUUCAGAAAUGGAAAGCAGUGCAUGUUCCACAAGUGUUGUUGAAGCAAGUACACAUCAGAUAAUAAUUCGCUUUCGGUUAUUUUACAAUCGACCUAAUUGAAAUUGUUUGUGUUAACGACAAUAGUAACGUACCCGUGGUCAUAUGUUGCACAUCUAUUUCUUAAUGAUCAACCAAAGUAAUGACAGCGUCCGUAAAAACUUCCAAAAUGAGGAGCUCAACUUAACCACUGGAAAUCUUUGAUGCACUAGCUUUUCCUAUUUCAAGAACAUCAUAAUAUCAAACACAGGCCCUUGAUUAUCAUUAAAUCAGCUGGAAAUAGUUAAACUUGAUAUGCAGAAAUUUUGAACUCCUAAUUAGAUAGAAAACUCAUCAAUUAUUUUAAGUACGAUUAAUAUCUGAUGAUUGAUCCGGAAUUUAAUGACUACAAGGAAUAUAUUCAAAUAACAAAUGAUUUUCAAAUAUUGGUUUAUCCUCCUCACCCAAUUUAUUAGGUAAAACAGUAGAAGAUCAUUGUAAAUAUCAUCUUUUUGUGCAAAAUAAAUGUUUGUAUUUCUUUGACAUUCUUCCAAUUCAUGUUAACCGUCAUCAUAGGGAAAUUAUUUAAUUACUACAUAAUAUAAUUGUUAAUUGUUCUAUUUGAGUGGAUUAAUCUAAUAACCAUUAAUUGUUCCUGUAAUGCAAGGUUCGGAGAGCACUACCGGAAAUUUCACGACACACGUCAUUUGCAAGCAGGUUUAUUGCAUGCGUUAGAGGUUAGCUUUUAACUCAUGUGCAUUAUUACCAGUGUACGACAUUUUAUUGGCUACGUUGUUUAAACCUCACAGAAGCUUAAAGACGGGAAGCAUCAGACAAGACCAAAGAUGUGUGUUCUGAUGUUUAUGUUACUGGUCCUGUCAGGUAUAAGGAAAAACUGGCGUUAAUCUAUUUAUGAAUCAUCUAUUUAAAAAAAGGGGUGUUAUCAUUGCCAGUGAAACAACUAUCAACAAGAGACAAAGCGACGUAUAUGUAGGCAAACAAAGGUCACCGUCCGGUCUCUAUAAGAAGAAAAACCUUUACUGUAGAAUUUACUAUAAAAUGCUCUUAUAUGACUUUAUUCAAAUGGUUAAUAUUAAAACAAUAUAUCAGACAUGUAGCAACAGGAAACUUAAAGUCAAUAAAAAGUUUGUCCAAUUCUUGAACCAUUGCAUGCAUAUAUCAUAAACUUAGUCUUCUGUGCACGAUUUUAUUAUUUUUUACGCAUCCAUUUCGUAUAAUCGUCAAAUAAAAUUCCACACGGUCAGUGUUGUUGUGAAAAUAUGGCAGCUAACUAACGGUCAUGUUUUGUAGCCGAAUUUUACCGAUUGUCACCUUAGUAAACAUCAACACAAAGAAGCAUGGAUAUUCCGGGAAGCACGUGUAUAACAUGUACUUUUGAGAUAAAGAUUAUUUCGAUGACGGAGCGAAGUAUACGUUUGUUGACUCUCUCUGCCAGUUUGGUUUUCCCCUUUGCACUUGCGUAAUUGAGAUCAUCGGAUUUUUACGAGAAAGGUUACGCAGAGGUAAUUGCAUACGGAAAACAUGUGGGCGAAUUGUUGGCUGGAAGCAAACAAUUCAGAAAAAGUAAAUGUCUUCUAAAUUUGGACCAAUCAAAGAGUUUUCUUUAGAAAAAAGUCUAUGUACAUAAGUUUUAUAAUGAAAAGUAGCCAUUUAGUUAAACAUAUGCAUCAUUUUUUUUUAAUUUGAAGUUUCAUAUGACUUUAAUAACAAGUUUCGAACAAGCACAUACAUUAUGUGGCGGGGCAAAACAUUGUUGUCAAUGCCCUCUCUUUACCUAGGAAAUUGACAUAGUUAAUUGAAAAGGGCUUGACUAAUAGCGCUUGGCACAUUGUUCCGAUCUAUGUUGCUUUUAGUUAGUUCAAAGAAAAUUACUAUUUCUAAAUAAAUGAUGUAUUUUCCUAAAAACAAAUAAAUAUUAAAGAUCCAAUAAGGUUGUAAUUUCGGCUGUUUUAAAUCAAUUUUUGGUUUAUAGCAUGCUAAUGUAAUAUGUAGAUUAGCCCUACAUUGUACAUGACCGACAUGCCGAGUCCGAAUUUUUAUGCGCUAGUUCACAAAUAACAGUUCACAUGUACAGGAUCACAUGUCAUCUUAACCGGGCACAUUAUUCUGACUCUAAUCAAACCUGUCUUUGCUCUUUCUCUCUAAUAUCGCGCAGAAACUGCAAAUACAAAUUUUAAAGUCUUUGGUUUGCCUCGGCCGAGUUUCAGAUUUAACGAUAUCGUGUACUCCAUGUGAACACACCACCACGAAACGACCGAGCGGUGUAGUGAUUUUGACUCAUUGGUAGCAAUACAAGGUAAAUCAAUUUCUUGCAACUUAUUUUUGAAAUUAGAAAUGUUUCUCAUCUAUCAAAUUUAAAAAAAUCCAAAAGGUAUAAAAGAAUCGAGUAUAUAACUAACAUGACAACAAGUAAGGGAACACUCGGAAGAAGCAAAGAUGCAAACUCGCGGAUCGUAAUCUAUAACAUUUAUACAAUGCAAGGUUUUAACAAAACUGAAACAUUCUAUAGCGUUUAGUUGCAAUUGAAUUGUUUGAAAAUGUAUGUAAACUAAUAACAUGUAUUAAUCGUUUCAGAUUUUAGCGCUGCAUAUAGUUCUAGCCAUUUAUUGGUUAAACAAAAUAGUAGCAUUGUAAUAACAUGUCCAUUCAAAGUUAAAUCUCUGCCUAUCGUUUGGCUUGGUCCAGGGGAAGAUAAGUUAACUACUUACAGUGUGGGCACGCUCAUAAGUCGCAACAUAUCAGCAUAUAGUCGUAUACGUUUGAUCGGAAAUCAUUCAAACGGUGAAUACAAUCUGAACAUAUUAAACGUUUCUAUGGAUGAUGUUGGGACUUACCAAUGUCAAAGUGUUCAAAAUGGAACUGCUGUGCAAAGAACAUUCAUAUUGAAUAUAUUAGAAAAACCAAAGACUCUUUCCAAUAUUAGAUUCUUCAAAUUCGAAACUAAAAUAGGCAUACCCACCAACAUUGCUGUUAAGGUUAAAAGUUUGCAAGUGCCAACCAUUUCGUGGACUCAAAACAUAGGCGGCGGACGACUUGGUGUUUGGACAGCAACAGCAAAUGGGUCCAACAUCUUUUUAUUGAGGUCAACGGUAGUGGAGCACUUUGGACAGCAUAGAAUCAAAGUUCGAAAUGAUGCCGGAAGUAUUGACCUAACAAUUAAACUUCUUUUGAUAGAGUAUCCAGUUACGGUUCAGCCUUCUAACGCUUACUGUAGUGCAUCAACUAGAGUUAACUUAGUGUGUCAAUUCGCAACUGAAGACGCAAAAGGCUGGCAAACAUACUGGACUCACAAUCGAAAUGGCAAUUUCAUUAAAACUUUGCCCGGAUUCAUUAAUGGAAACAAAUCAACACUGCAAAUAUCAUUUUGUGAUUACAGAGAAGAAGGAGACUACAUAUGCAAGUGGAAGACACAGUUCAAAGAGUAUUCCGCAUCAUCUUUUGUAAGAGCUAACGGUCCACCAAGAAUAACAGACACAGGGCAUUGGUGGGAAAAACAGAAUAUUUGGAUGACAGUAGACUUCUAUUCGGUGCAAGAAUACAUCGUUCAUUGGUUCAAAACCGACAACGCACUAGCAGUUUCCAGACGAAUCAGAAUUUCAAUAUCUUCAUCAAUCGUAAAAUUAAAUUAUACGAACAAAAUGAUCAAAGAAGAUGGUUUCAAAUCAAAGCUAUGUAUUUCUAACUUUAGUAGCAACGAUAUUACUUCAUAUAGCUGUCAAGUAGUAAACAUAUAUGGAAGCGUAGAAUAUACAUUUGAAGAUUAUUUGUUAAACAAUACAUUUAAUCAAUAUGCUUACGGAGGACAAUCAACGGAGAUGUACACCACCCAACAAGACAUCAUUGACAUGAAGGCAGCAUUUACAAAUGUUGGUAUUCCACUGAAAUUUGUUCUAAUUGGUAUAUGUUUAGUUAUUGUUGUAAUCACGGUUGCGAUAGCAUCUUUCUGGUAUAACAAUCAAAGAAACAUUUUAAAAGAAUAUGAGGGACAAGAAAACCCUGGACUCAACGAGCAAGACCCGAAUGAGCAUGAGUAUGAGGACAUAGAAAGUAUCCAAAUGAAUGAAGUCUAUUACUCAAACACUCAAAACAAUACGAGAGAUGCAAGUGAUACCGAAAUUGAACAGGAUAUCGAGAAUCGAAGUGGAACGACAAGUGAAGCAAACAGCUAUCUAGACAUGGACGAGUCAAAAUUUGCAAUGUACACAUACAUUUAAAUAGUUUUAUAUAUGUUGAUUCGUAUAGCUCAUUCUUAAAUGCAUUAGCAGUAUUUUUCCUUUUUUCAAAUAAACGAAGUUAAAACAUUGAAUUGAAAUGAAAUUGAAAUGAACUAUAAAGAAACUGCACGUACUCUUUUAUUGAAAACAAUUCUUUUUUUAAAGUAUUUUAUAAUUUCAUAAUCAUACCACUGGACAUUCUAUACUUUAUUGUUUUUUUAAUUUUACUUUUUGUGUAAAUAGUAAUUUCGUUUGUUUAAAUGCUGAUAUGAAAAGAUGCAGCUUUAGAUUCACAUAAGAUUGUUUUAAUAGAUUUUGAAGACCUGUAUAUACACAGUUUUGAUAUACACGACAUAGAAAUCAAAAUACAAAAUAUGUAGAUUUUGGUAUGUUUUGUCAAUGGUAUGCAGACAUGAUUUAAUACAUGCUAAUAUUAUAAAUAUAUUGUAUUCUUUUAUUAUAUAUAAUUCAUCUUGAAUAUAAAAAGUGUUCGUUUGUUGAUUUAUCGUCCUUUAUGUCAAAAGUGUUUUAAAUUGUUUUUAUUCAUUAUUUUGUACAUAAAUUAGGCCUUUUGUUUUCUCGUUAGUAUAGUUUUACAUUUGUCAUUUCGGGGCCUUCUAUAGCUGACUAUGCAGUAUGGGCUUUGAUCAUUGUUGACGGCCGUACGGUUGCUGAAAUCCACGUUAUUUGAACGUAGGAGUAAUUUGCUCUCUUCUGGAGAGUUUUUUCAUUAGCAAUAAUACCACAUCUUCGUAUCUUUAUUUUUGAUUUACUCAGUUGAUGUCGGAUUUGAAGCUAGCACCCGCGUAAAAAUUUAAAUCAAAAGAAAAUUAUAGGAGAUUGUGAAAAAGGAAUAACACGUUAUAUAUUUCGUGCGUCCGAAGCAUUUUUCUUGGUUUGCCUUGAUUAAGAAAUCUAACAAAAAACCAACUAAAUGAAAUGACUAUUAUACAUGUUGUGAUAAAUAAGAUAUCUGAUGAAAAUAGUUAGUUGACGAAUACUGUUCUUUAAGCCUAAAUUUUCAUAAAACCGAGAAAUGGAAAAUUUUAACAAAAUAUGUAUCUGAGCCUAUUUGGGGUAAAAUUUCUGACGAAACUCUCGAAACGUUCGACAAAAUAUGUCCCACUUCAAUUUAUAGCAUGUUAAUUUAUCAAAAUCAACUUUGAACACUUUUUAUCUUUGUGAAUGCAAUAAUGGACCUGAUAUUGAGAGUCAAAUAAUGCUCUUAUCUUACCAUUCCAAGCUUAACAUACUGAAGUAAUAUAUUGUUUUGUGAGAAACCGUUCGUAUGCUGACAUGUACUAAGUAGAUGUGGUAUUUUGUUUUAUGAUCAUACCAUAUGUACUUUUCCAAUACAAACAGUUUUUGUUGUUGUUUUUUAAACAUAUUUCUUUUCUUUUUCUUUCUCUUAUAUACAAAAAUAAGGAGAUGUGGAAUUAUUGCCAAUGUGACAACUAUCCACCAAAGUUCAAAUAAAGUGGAUGUAAGCAAUUAUAGGCAACCAUACGGCCUUCAACAAUAGGAAACAUCCAUACCGAAUAGUCAGCUAUAAAACAUCCCGACAUGAAAAAUAUGAAACAAUUCAAAUGAUUAAUCUAACGGCAUAUAUUUAGCAUGUAUACUAUAAUUUCAUUUAUGUUCUCCUUCGCUAUGCUCAUUCGAACAUAAAGAUUGUCUUAAUAAUACUUAAAUAUAACAAAAAGCAAUGUGGGAUGAGAAAUUGCACUGAUCAGUUUAAUAUUAAUAAAUUGUGACAAUUCUGUAAAUCAUGGUCUCCAAAUAUCCAAAUAAAUGGAAGGAAAUCUACAAAUACAAAAAUGUUCAACCAGAAAAAGAGAUAAUUCUAUUUAAUAACAUAUCAUGAAUGCAAAAUAUACGUGUCGAUCUGAUCAGUGAAUUUUUCUCGACAAGAGAAAAGGCGCGAAAUCGAAAGAUAUAAAUGUAUGAAAACCGAAUUACCGAGUCUAGGCGUAUGCAAAUAUUUAUACGCCAAAUUAAGAAAUGAAUGAAUUUAUCAAUAAUUAUAAAAUAGAAUAAUAGAAGAAUAUACAAAUAAGGAGUUGUGGUAUAAUUGCUUAUGAGAUUAAUAUCCAACAAAGAUAUAAGCAAUACUAGGUUAUAGAAGUUUGUUUUUAUUCUGUGAGUUGUUUUAAGUUGUUCGUUGUAGCCAUUUAGAUAAAUUUGUUUAAAUGUAUUUACAAUUAAACUACACUUGCGUAUAUUUACUUCACUUGAAUUUUGGUUGAUACAUUUAGUUUUUUUAUUGGCAAUCUCCUUAUUUUCAUAUUUGGAGAGUUAAAAAUAAACAAAACAUAUCUUAAUGACAAGUAUAUUGUAGAAGACCGUAAGUUGAACGUUAGAAGUAAAUACAUUUGUGUGUUGUUUAA